Molecule: messenger RNA, 1500 nt
Organism: Coregonus clupeaformis (lake whitefish)
Lineage: Eukaryota; Metazoa; Chordata; Actinopteri; Salmoniformes; Salmonidae
Product: INO80 complex subunit C
Exons: 5
Coding region: 128-772 (214 amino acids)
Biological process (GO): chromatin remodeling
Cellular component (GO): Ino80 complex
Source: RefSeq, a predicted model, not a curated record
AGAAAUUGUUUUGACCCGGAAGUGGUUAUCCGCGGGACGAUCACUCGAAAAUAUUUUCAAAGACAAUAGAACAUGUGUUUAUGAACAUUUUAACGUUUUUUUUCUUCCGUUAAUCAUUUACAGAGAAAUGGCUUCUCCGAACCAUAAUCCCGGUGUAGCAGGGACAGUCACGGUGACGUCUUCGCAAGAUGGUAAAACACAGACUUUGGUGGUGGCUUCUAGCCCGGCCGGGCUCCGCGGUAAGAAGCGACCUGCUAACACGGCCACCUCUCCUGCUCUACCGGCCAGUGGGAACAACAGCAAGAAGAAGAAGCAGCCCAUCGCAAACCAGACACAAGCGCAGGUGGCUGCAGUGGAGGCGGUGUCUGAGGGGAAUGCAGUGGGUGUGUCUGACGCUGUAGCUCCAGCCACAACUGACCCUGCAGCCAAACCCCUGCCCUUCAAAGACCCCAUAUUUGUGCAUUCAGGGAUAGGGGGAGCUGCAGCAGGAAAAAAGAACCGAACCUGGAAAAACCUGAAACAGAUCCUGUCAGUGGAACGGACUCUACCCUGGAAGAUCAAUGACCCCAAUUACUACAGCAUCGAUGCCCCCCCCUCCCUGAAGCCAGCCAAGAAAUACUCAGACAUCUCUGGACUCCCCGCCAACUACAUGGACCCCCAGACCAAGCUGAGGUUCACGUCAUCUGAGGAGUUCUCCUUCCUGCGCCUGCUCCCCACUGACGCCGUCACCGGUUACCUGGCGCUCCGCAAGGCCACCUGCAUUAUACCCUGACCGCAAGGCCUGCUGGGAGAUGGGAGUUCAGCCAGUGUCUGUCCUGGCCUGGGAGGGACAUUGACCUUUAGGGAGAACAACACAACACUGACCUUUGAUCAGUUUCCACUGUCUAGGAGGCAUCUGAGACUCUCGGGGAGAGGGACCAACAGGGACUGUUACAAAGAGAGGGAACUCACACUCUCACACAGCCUGAAAACCAAUAGAGACCUUGGGCCCCAUUUCAACAACAAGGAAGCGUCUGUAGUGUCAAGAGACUGUAUCACGCCCAAUCUGACCGAUGUCAUGAUGGGGAUUUGAUGAACACAUUCAGUAGAUUGAAGACCUUUAGAGUUAUCUGCUGUCUACACAGACCUUUUGAGUUAGUUACUGUCUACACAGACCUUUUGAGUUAGUUACUGUCUACACAGACCUUUUGAGUUAGUUACUGUCUACACAGACCUUUUGAGUUAGUUACUGUCUACACAGACUUUUAAGUUAGCUACUGUCUACAGGAAAAACAAACAAGUGAAUAACUUGACCCUCCUAUGAUGAUUGCUCCAUGAUCUGUCUGAAAUCAUCACGUUUCUAUGUGUUUCUCAUGUUGCUGUGUGAUGAUAGUGUUGCUACUUAUUUUAUCUGCCCUCUGUAAGAUAACACCACAACACUCAACAUAUUGUUACCUGUUUUUUAUUUAUUUAAAAAACAAAAUACUUAUCGUCCUUACUCAAUAAACUAGUUGUGGCACA